AAUUAGCACUAAAAGGAUAAACAUAAAAUACGAUAAAUCCCCCAUCCGAAAAACUUCUCCUCCCGGUCCGUGCGCGAUUCCAACCCCUUCCAAGUUCCCUAAAACCGUCAACAAGUACUCUUGCCCCCGCGGCCCCCCGUGGAGAGGUCAUAUGAACGGCGACGCCAAGAGCUUAUCCGCUUCGAACGCAGCGAGCGGCGUUGGCGGCGGAGAAGAAGCGGAAGCGGCGGCGGAUUAGAGCCCUCCUCAGGAAUGUGGGAGGCGGAAAGGAAUCAUUGUGGAGAUCCGAUGGUAGGAGGGGAGUCCGUGCGCGGAUCGCCUCCGGCCGUGGAAGGAGUUGGUGGGGUUCUUGAGGGCUCUCAGGAAGGUGGUGGUUGCGUAUUGUUGGAUAGGAGGCAAGAAGAGGAAUGUGAGCCCUGGCCGGCCUCGGCGAACGAUGAUGAUUCAUUGGACGGCAAUGGUGGUGUUGGCGGCCGGUCAAUGGAUGGGUUUCACGAUUCUGGUUAUAGGGGCCUGGGGAAUGCUUUUCUUGUGAGUGGUGGGACGGAGGUGUUGGAUGUAGAGGAGAGAGCUUGCUUUCCUUCCUGUGAUGGUAAUGUUUCUUCUUUGGAUAUCGAGGAUGGUUCGAGGGUGUUGGUGGAAGAGGAGAAGGAUGUGGAAGAUGGUUGUAUUGGUUUGGUGGGGGCUGAGGAAGAGACUGGGCACUUUGUUUUAAAAGUAGAACCUGUAGUGGAGACUCCAGGGACGGUUAAUAAAGAAAAGUGCAGCAUGGGUCAUGAGGGUCUCGAGAAUGGUCUCCAGAUGAGCAGUGAUUUGGAAGUCAGGGAUGGCUAUAGCGUUAUGGUGAAUGGUGAUGGUAGCUUGGGAGUAUCAGUUAAGGAGGUAAAUAAGGCGGAAGAAGGUUGUGGGGGUUCUGUGGAGGCGAAGGAAGAGAGCAGGCAUCUUGUCUUAGAACAUGGACCCGCAAAGGAGACUUUCAAGAUUGUUAAUACGGAAGAGUUGAGCACUGAUCAUACCUUCCUUGAAAAUGGUUACCUGCUGCAAAGUAAUGCAGAUACUACAGAACAGGUGGAGACAGCCUACUCUCCUCCUUGUGAUGGCCAUGGUUCUUCUGUCGAAGUUGGGAAUUGCUCUGGAGUAUUUGUUAAGGAGACUAAGGAGGUGGAUGCAGAACACAGAACCCCAGUACAGUCUCCCAAGAUGGUUAAUGAAGAAGGGCAUGAUGACUUUCCAGGUCUGUCACCACUGAGAACACUAGAAGGAGACCGUUCACGAAAUUCUUCUGGGAUUGAGAUUGGAUUAGAAGGCGGGUACAUUGCUGGAUUGUUUGAUGACAUCAAAGACUGCAGUGGAUGUGAUAAUGCCCUUCUUGUUUCAUCUGAACUGGCAGCAGAUUUCCCCUUGAGAAAAACAAGUGAGGGCACCACUAAACAUAUAGACAGGUUUUGCUGUCCUCCUUUUCCUAGGGGUUGCUUGGGUGCUUCAACAAACUGCAAUGUUAUGCUCUGCUCAAAAGAUGGAACUGGAGAGGAGAAUCAGCUAUUAAGCUCACAAACUGUAUAUUGUCCAACUAUGGAGUUUAAGGGAGCACAGAAGGAGCAGCAGGAAUCUGGAUCUUGCAGUCCUUCAGGUGGAAUUAGUACUCCAGAGGGAGGCAGCUGCCAGAACUUAAUGCAAGGUUCAGCUGAUGAAGUGGGAUCUUGCUCUGUUGUGGAAGGAUCAUUCUCUCAGCAAUCAUCUUAUCCAUUUACUGCUGCAGAGAAUCACCCUUUUAAUUCCUCGUUAGGGCAAAAAUUCCUGGGGAACGAUUCUGAUGCUUGUAACACAACGUUGGCUUGCUGUGGCAAAAAUGGAAAAGAUUUUUAUGGACAGUUGGGUGACGGAGGAACGGUCAAUCCAAAACCUGUUCCUUUAAUUGUCUUCAGGCGUACAAACCCUAAACGUGCUGCUUCCUCAAGGAAAAACCUGAGUGAAGAGAACUUGGAUCCAUUAAGUAGAACUAAAAAUACUGCAAGGAAAUGCAGGAAAGCAAUGAACACAAAGACAUCCGUUUCAAGCAGCAUAUUUAAGAUCUCAAACAAAGUAACAAGGAAAAGAAGCUGCUCCCACAGACCGGUACGGCAUUCUGUCUGGGGGGAAGCUGAAAACAUUCUAAGGAUAUUCAAGCAAAAUGGCGAACUUGCAAUAUCUGAUUAUGAUCCAACUCAGAUUCAGAACAAAAGGUCGAAGAAAGGGAGGCAUGGUGCGGGCAGAAAACUGCGACAGACAACUCAAAAAGAUGGGUGUUUGAGAUUGUCAAAAACUAAAAGUGCUGUUUCAACUACUUCUGUGCAUAUAAAGGAUCAGAUGGAUGUGCAGCCUAUGUUUCCUGUUGUGGUUUAUUCACAGGCUUCUGUACAAACCAAUGAUAAUGUUUGCCUGCCAAAUUUAAAUUGCCAUACUGAUUCUGGCAUUUCCAGUAAAGUUGAGGUUGAACACAAACUGGCAGAAGAUAGGCAUGUUGACGCAGUCAAGUUGCUUCAACAAGAUGGACAGCAGGGAGACAAGGAUGUGGAAAGUACUUUGACUCAAGAUACAUCUGUCGACAACUUGCUGGGUGAGUGCCCUGGGGUUUCAUCUCGAGUAGGGUCUGAAGCCUUGGUGGAAACCAUGAACAACAGACACUUGUUAGAUCCAGGGUCAUCACCAGACUCUGAUAUUUAUAACCCUGUUAUGGAUGUUGGUGUCAUUGCUAGUGAGAAUGCCACUUCAACAAUCCCAGAUGCCGGACUGUUUACGGGUGCACUUGUUCCUGUGCCUGUGGUUCAAGAUGACCUACAUGCUGCUGCUUUGACUUCCUUCAAAACUAGUUUAAGUCCUGUAUCUGCUUCAUCUUUGGAUAUAUGUCCAAAGAAAAAUGCUAAGAAAGGAAAGAAGGGGAAGAAAGGAAAGAAAGGUCUUGAAGCUGGUGUUACAACAUGCACCAUAUCAGAACAUCCUUUUAUUGAAGAAAAGUUGCAUGUUGUAGAAAACCCGGAGAAGGCUGGUGAGCCUUUAAAUAUUAAUAGUAGGCAUAAAGGUAAAAAGCAAGGUGGAUUGGAUGAAGGAACUCCUGUAUGUUCAAAGUCGAUCAGAAAGGCUGCUAGAAAAGCUUCAAGAAAUAAGACAUCCGAUAUAGAUUCUGCAGUGUUUGGAAUGGUUGAACUUGAGAGCUGUGAAGAAUCUACAAAAGAGGAAGUUGGUUCAGAUAUGUGGGCAUUGCCUGGGUGUGAUGUGGGAAAUAGACAGUCAGAAGGUGGAACGUUGGGGGCCUCACUGCUGCCUGAUAAAAUGAAAGGGCGUAAACUUCCUAGAAGUGCCAGUUCCAGGGUGAGUAAGGGCACUUCAGGUAAACCUGAUUCAGCAAGACACAGGAGAAAGGAUGCUCAUGGGCAGAAGACAAAUAGAGUAAGGAAGACAGGCUAUAAGAGCAGAAGCAAAGAGAAAAGUCAGACCCUCGAUUCUUGCUUAGAAGCAAGUGGGAGCAUGAGCUUUUCUUCAGGAGCAGCUAAUAAGUUGGUGCUUACUGGAUCAACUGAACUAAUCCUUAAAACUAAUGCUGGAAGAAAAGCUGUUUCCAAAAAUGUAUCAGACUCUGGUAUGGCACCUGUAGUUGAGGAACCGGGAUCAAACAAAGCUUCUGCAUUGGAGGGGCAGUCUUUACCACCACGGGUUGCAUGGGUGUGCUGUGAUGAUUGCCGCAAGUGGCGCUGCAUAUCGGCUGCACUUGCAGAUAUCAUAGAUGAAACAAAUCGCAGAUGGACUUGUAGGGACAACACAGACAAGGCAUUUGCCGACUGCUCAAUACCACAAGAGAAGACAAAUGCAGAGAUUAAUGCAGAGCUGGAGAUUUCAGAUGCUUCUUGUGAUGAAGAUUUUUCCUGCUUACAGCCUAGUUCUAAGGGAGUUGAAACUUCAAAGUUAACAGCCUCACAGAAAUCCUCUUGGACACUUAUCAAGUCCAACUUGUUUCUGCAUCGUGAUCGUAAAACUCAGACCAUUGAUGAGAUCAUGGUUUGUCAGUGCAAACCUCCUUCAGAUGGCAGUUUGGGUUGUGGAGAUGCAUGUUUGAACCGGUUGCUUAACAUAGAGUGUGUCAAGGGAACCUGCCCAUGUGGGGAUUUUUGUUCGAAUCAGCAGUUCCAGCAACACAAAUAUGCCAAAUUCAACUGGUUUCGUUGUGGAAAGAAAGGCUAUGGCUUACAGCUGCUUGAAGAUGUAUCUCAAGGGCAGUUUCUUAUUGAAUAUGUUGGGGAGGUGCUUGAUUUAGGUUCAUAUGAAGCUCGACAAAGAAACUAUGCUUCCAGAGGUCAGAAGCAUUUCUACUUCAUGACGUUGAAUGGCGGUGAGGUAAUAGAUGCGUGUGCUAAAGGAAACUUGGGCCGCUUCAUCAAUCAUAGCUGUAAUCCUAAUUGCCGCACUGAAAAGUGGAUGGUAAAUGGAGAAGUUUGUAUUGGACUAUUUGCGAUCAGGGACAUUAAGAAGGAUGAAGAGGUAACAUUUGAUUACAACUACGUGCGGGUAUUUGGUGCUGCUGCAAAGAAAUGUGUAUGUGGUGCUCCUGAAUGCCGAGGCUAUAUUGGCGGCGAUCCAUUGAAUACUGAGGUUAUCGUUCAAGAUGAUUCAGAUGAUGAUUAUCCUGAACCCGUGAUGAUCCAAGAAGAUGGUGAAAGAGAGCUAGAUGUGGAUGAGACUGUUUUUGAUGCUAUGGAUGCUAUGACUUUGAAACAUGAAGAUGUUUCUAUAGAAAAUAAAGAUUUGCUAAUUCAAUGUGCUCGCACAAUCCCAGACUCAGAUGAUUAUCAACAAACCAGUGAAACUAUAUGCAGGCCCUUAUCUGAUGUUAACUCACUGGAUGCUUCUUCUCAAACUCUGAAUCCUAUUCAAACUGAAAAAUCGAUGUCUAGACCCUUAUGUGAUACUCACUCACUGGAAAACUCUAUACAGAGUUUGGAUGAUAGACAAACUGAAGAGACCAUGUCCAGACCUGUAUCUGAUGUUCAACCAACACAGAUUUCUUUACAAACUUCUUUUACUAUGAAAGAAUUGGUGUCUGAUUCCAGCCUGAAUCGCAAGACUUCACUGUCCGAUGUUGUCGACGAUAAGCAAAACGCAUUAAAAACUUUUCCUGCAAGAUCAUCUCGUUCAAGCAGUACAAUAAAAAAGAGCAGGUCAAAUGUAAAAAGUUCGGUGCCCCCCAAGGCCAAAAAAUUGCCAACAAGUGCAAGUAGUGGGCAUUUUGAGGGAGUUGAAGAAAAACUUAAUGAGUUACUGGAUGAGGAUGGAGGCAUCAGCAAGAGGAAAGAUGCCACCAAAGGCUAUUUGAAGCUUCUCUUUGUCACUGCAGCAGGAGGGGAUAGUGUCGGCGGCUGUGCAUCUCAAAGUAUACGAGAUCUUUCGUUGAUACUUGAUGCUCUUUUAAAAACAAAAUCACGGACAGUUUUGGUGGAUAUCAUUAACAAAAAUGGAUUGCAGAUGCUGCACAAUAUAAUGAAGCAAAACCGCAGUAAAUUCAACAGAAUUCCUAUCAUCCGAAAGCUUCUCAAGGUGUUAGAAUUUCUAGCACUAAAAGAGAUCCUUACCCCAGAACACAUGAAUCGAGGUCCUCCAUGUAGUGGAAUGGAAAGCUUUAGGGACUCAAUAUUGAGUUUGACCAAGCAUAAUGAUAUGCAGGUUCAUCAAAUUGCUCGUAACUUUCGAGAUAAAUGGAUUCCUCGUACUAUCAGAAGAGUUGAGCCAUCAGACAGGGAUGAUGGCCAACUAGAUUCACAACAUUCCUACUGCAGUUGGUUUGAGUCAUCAGUGUAUAGACGUCGGCAUGAUCAUGUGGCAAGACAUACUGAUGCCAUAGUCUGUGUUAGUGAAGCUGUACAAAAGCCGACAUCUUCAUUCUUGGUUGAUAUCCCUGGAGGAACUUCUUCACGUCCUGGCCAACUGGUAUCCAGUUCUGCACCCGUGAUUCAUAACAAUACAGCAAGUGGGACAAGAACACGCAAACGUAAAAGCAGGUGGGAUCAGCCAUCGGAUAUCAUAGUCCUAGAUCCGAAAACCUUGUGGUCAACUGAAGAUCAUACUGUCGAGGCAGGUUUGAAGUUUAUAAAAGCUACUAAUUCACAAUCAGAACUUGGUUCUCAACUUGAGGAAUUAAAGAAGGAUUUUGGGACCCAGAGAGAGGAGAACAGCUCAUUUGAUGAAGUCGCAAGUGUGAAGAGUCCAAUGCCGCAGAACCUUGAUGAUGAAGCACCGCCUGGAUUUGGGUCUCCUCAGAAGGAUCGCUAUCCUCAGGUUUCUUUUGAAACUUCGGUAACUACAGGGGAAGUAGUAAUGGGGUGUAUACAGGAGAGAUUCCUUUCUCACCUAAGUGUGUCAUAUGGCAUUCCUUUGACCCUGAUGCAGCAGCUGGGAUCCACUGAAGCUGGAGGCAACCAGAGUCAUCCAAACUGGUCGAUUGCACCCGGCAUGCCUUUCCAUCCUUUUCCACCUCUUCCCCAUACCCAUGGGGAACACCAAAUCCUACAAGUCCAACAGAGACAUCUAACCACAAUAUGACUCAGGCUGCAAAAGAAACACAUCUAACCAAACGACGAGUUGAAGAGACUCAGACAACAGAUCUGACUGUUCAAAGCACAUCAGGGGAAGGGCCAGCAGAUAUAGUUGAAUCAAGGCCCAGGAGCUCGUUCAUUAAUGGAAGAGCAAGAUGGCCUUCCAAUAGCUCUGGAAGGAGGUUUUUCCGACCCCAGAAAUGGAACAACCAGAGGUUUCAGAGAUGUUGGCCUCCUUGGCCCCGGGAAGGCAGCGGUCGUGGUUGCAGUUGGAGUGAAAAAAAUGGGGAUUCUGGUGUAGGUGUAGGAUAUCCAAGGGAUGGUAGUGAUUUAUGUUCCUUGGAGAGUGUAAGCAACAAUGUUAUUAGCUCUAAUUGUCAUCAGCCACCACAAAAUAAUUGAUUGUGGUCAUUUGAUUGAUUGAAAAAGGAGCAGGGGCAGCAAUAGGCGCUUCUCGAUGUAUUUAUAAUUCUUUUACAUGCUAAUAUCUAUCAGAUGCAAUUUCUAUUUUUUUAACUCACUAAGGGCAGUUGAUUCAGUUUGUAGGUUUUAUGGGUACCAUAUCUGUUGAAUGAAGUCUUAUUUCAUUUGUUCC
Messenger RNA from Phoenix dactylifera (date palm), 7155 nucleotides. RefSeq names its product histone-lysine N-methyltransferase (gene EFS). NCBI's taxonomy places the organism in Eukaryota, Viridiplantae, Streptophyta, Magnoliopsida, Arecales, Arecaceae. The record is from RefSeq and is a predicted model, not a curated record. Gene Ontology annotation, cellular component: nucleus. Gene Ontology annotation, molecular function: histone H3K36 methyltransferase activity; zinc ion binding; protein binding.